Messenger RNA from Pyrus x bretschneideri (Chinese white pear), 2663 nucleotides. RefSeq names its product N6-adenosine-methyltransferase MT-A70-like. Lineage: Eukaryota; Viridiplantae; Streptophyta; Magnoliopsida; Rosales; Rosaceae. Gene Ontology annotation, cellular component: RNA N6-methyladenosine methyltransferase complex. The record is from RefSeq and is a predicted model, not a curated record. Bases 1 to 2331 code for a protein of 776 amino acids. The transcript has 7 exons.
AUGGAGACCCAAUCGGAAGGCGGAGGAGGCCAAUCCAUGGCCAGCAUCCGAACCAUGGCUCAACAGCUCGAAGCUCGAAUAGAGUCUCAACGCACCACCCAGCUCGAACUCCUCUCUUACCUCCAAUCCCAAAUCGGCCCCACCAUCGUCCCCACCAUUGAUCUCUCUCUCAAGGUUCUCUCCGCCUUCAACGACCGCCCUUUUACUCCCACGCCUCCUCUUCCCGUCCCCAAACCAAACCCCAGAAAGCCGAUCGAACCCACUCUCCCUUCGACCCCAGAACCCCACCGCAGCCGCCUCCCGUCCCCUGAGCCGAAACCCACUAACCCAAUUGACCAAAGCCCGAAGCUUUCUUUGAAACCGGAGAAUUCGGAGCCGACCCCCCAAGCAGAACCGGAGAAAUUCAGCCCCAUUGAUGAGAUGGGGAACCCGUUAUCUCUGGUUCGGGCUAUGGUGGCGGUUUGCUUACUUGAAAUAGUGCCCUUUUCGCGAAUUGACUCGUCAGCAGUGUUGAGGAAGCUUGAGGGCGACCAGAAAGCGACUGAGGAGGAGAAGGCAGCCUUGCGCGAGAUGGGAGGAGAGUCCGGGGCGAUAUUGGCGGUGGAGAUGGCGUUGAGGUCAAUGGCGGAGGAGAACGGCGGUGUGGAGUUGGAGUUUGUGGUGGGUGGUAAGUCGAGGGUUGUCGUUUUGGGGAUUGACCGGACUCGGCUGAUGAAGGAAUUGCCAGAAAGCAAGCAGUUUCAUAGCCGAGAUUUGAAUUCAGGAGUUGAGAAUGGGAGUUUGAGUCAGAAUCAGCAGCAAGUGGUGACUAGCGGCAGCGAUGGUAAUGGAGGUGGAGUGUUUGGGAUGGGAGGCCCUAGUUCAAGGCCAAUGCAGGACAUGUGGAUGAACCCUAAUGAUGCUCAUAUGGCCAGUUUUCCGCCUAUGUUCCCUGGGAGUGGACAGCCGGGUUCAUUUAUGGGUCCAAGGGGUGCUCCUAAUCCUAGAGUUAUGGGCAUGAUGGGAAUGCCUAGAGGGAUGGGUGGUGUUCCUCCAAUGCAUAGAGGUAAUAGUAUGGGGCCAAAUGCAACAAUGGAUAGCCCCAAUUCGAUGUUACAUAAGCCGCGGAGUGAAGAGGAGGAACUGAAGGAUGUUGAGGCACUGUUGAAUAAGAAGACUUUUAGGGAGUUGCAGAAGUCAAAAACUGGUGAAGAGAUUUUGGACCUCAUUCACCGGCCAACUGCGAAGGAGACUGCUGUAGCUGCCAAGUUCAAAACUAAAGGUGGUUCACAGUUGAAGGAAUACUGCUCAUCCUUAACAAAAGAGGACUGCUGUCGUCAGUCUAAUUCCAUGCAUGCAUGUGAGAAGGUUCAUUUUAGGCGAAUAAUCGCUCUACAUACCGAUGUCAAUUUAGGAGACUGUUCUUUUCUAGAUACUUGUCGUCACAUGAAGACAUGCAAGUAUGUCCACUAUGAGCUUGAUCCAACACCUGAUGUGUCACACAUGAUGAUGGGGCCUCCAGCACUCGCUCCACCUAGACAAUUAAGGCCUCAACGUGCUGAAUACUGUUCUGAGGUUGAACUUGGUCAACCACAGUGGAUUAACUGUGAUAUACGCAACUUUAGAAUGGACAUUCUAGGGCAAUUUGGAGUGAUAAUGGCAGAUCCACCAUGGGACAUUCAUAUGGAAUUGCCUUAUGGGACAAUGGCUGAUGAUGAAAUGCGCAAUCUUAAUGUUCCGGCAUUGCAGACUGAUGGUCUAAUUUUCCUUUGGGUCACUGGACGUGCAAUGGAGCUUGGGCGUGAAUGUUUAGAAUUUUGGGGAUACAAGCGUAUCGAGGAGAUAAUUUGGGUAAAGACUAAUCAACUUCAACGAAUAAUUAGAACAGGGCGGACUGGCCACUGGCUUAAUCAUAGCAAGGAGCAUUGUCUUGUUGGAAUAAAGGGGGAACCAUUAGUAAAUAGAAAUAUUGAUACUGAUGUCAUUGUUGCUGAGGUCAGAGAGACAAGCCGCAAGCCAGAUGAGAUGUACCCUUUGUUGGAGAGGGUAAGUCCAAGGACAAGAAAACUGGAACUGUUUGCUCGCAUGCACAAUACUCAUGCAGGGUGGAUGUCACUAGGUAAUCAACUGAGUGGUGUACGAUUGGUUGAUGAAGGCCUGCGUGCACGAUUCAAGGCUGCUUAUCCAGAUGUGGAGGUGCAGCCCGCUUCCCCACCCAGACCAUCUGCUAUGGAAGUCGACUCUACUGCUGCCCAAAUGCGGAGUCCAUUUUCAGAAACUGCAGCUCCGGAGGCCCCCUAUGCUGCUUCUGAAGUUAAGCCUUCACCAAUGGAUGUUGAAAUGGUCGGUUAAUUAACCGUUAGAUUCAUCGCAGUUACUCAACCGAAACAGCACUCCGUUGUCUGGUACAUUUGUACUGAGAUGUUGAGAGGAAGUCCUGCCCGGCCCUUGCCCGGAUUACGAUAGUAAUGUAAUGAGCUUGAAAGGGACUCCAUGAUCGUCAUCGAUUCUGUCAGAUGUGUUCACCUCUUCUUAGUUAAGAAAAAACAGUGGUAUAACGAGGGUUUAAUAGUGUACUUCUGUGCCAUAUAGAAUCGAGCAUGCUAUGUUUUACAGUUACUGCAAACAUAUUUAUUUUCGGCCUUCAAGGAGCCCUAUGAGGUGAAAAUCUCAUUUACAGUUCA